This is a messenger RNA of Prosopis cineraria, 795 nucleotides long. RefSeq lists its product as uncharacterized. NCBI's taxonomy places the organism in Eukaryota, Viridiplantae, Streptophyta, Magnoliopsida, Fabales, Fabaceae. The record is from RefSeq and is a predicted model, not a curated record. Bases 253 to 735 code for a protein of 160 amino acids. The transcript has 2 exons.
GUGAGCCACACUCACCAGCUUUCGUACGAUAAAGUUUCCCAUUUCCGUAUAAAUUGCGGUGCCGCUUCUCCCCGUUGGCAUACUUCAGUGCUCUCCUCGCCUCACCUUCCAUUCCUCUCUCGUUAACUGCCGUUUCCUUCUAUAACAUCAUUUCGCUUUGGAUUUCCUCAAUCAAAUCUUUCCCAGAAACUCGUCUGAAAAAUAUCAAAGCCCUUGAACCUCUUUCAUGUGAAGCUGAAAUCUUGAAGAGAAAUGGACAGUAGUGUGCAGCAGAGGACACCGAGUAAAAGAAGCGACAAACUCAAGAGGAAACCCGUCAAGGUAGUGUACAUAUCCAAUCCCAUGAAGGUGAAGGUCACUCCGUCGGAGUUCAUGUCCUUAGUGCAAGAGCUUACAGGUCAGGACGCCGAAUUGCCGGCGGAUCUUUCCAGAUUCCAGAACCCCGACAUCGACGGUGCCCAUCAGACGUCGGAUUCUGAUAAUUCGUCGGUCACAAAAAGUACUGGCAGUCAUGAAAGUGAUCACCCGCUAGUGAUGCCUCAAGUGGACCCUAUCUUUGAUAAUUUUGAAGGCCAACUUGGAGGCUCAAUGGAGCAGGGAUUUGAUCCAUUUGAUCAUCAUGUCUUCGCCCCUUAUCAUCAGAUGAUGGACGACAUUUCAGCUUUCUUACCCUCGACUGUAUUCUACGAACCUGAUCUAGUCGACGAGGAGCCGCGCAGGAAUGAUGCAGUGUAAUCACUAAAAUUACCCAGGAACAUGUUUAUUAACUGUAGCCUUGCCAUUGGCUUUGUUCAA